Messenger RNA from Carassius gibelio (silver crucian carp), 1853 nucleotides. RefSeq names its product chorion-specific transcription factor GCMb-like. The record is from RefSeq and is a predicted model, not a curated record. The transcript has 5 exons. NCBI's taxonomy places the organism in Eukaryota, Metazoa, Chordata, Actinopteri, Cypriniformes, Cyprinidae. Bases 184 to 1677 code for a protein of 497 amino acids. Gene Ontology annotation, molecular function: RNA polymerase II cis-regulatory region sequence-specific DNA binding; DNA-binding transcription activator activity, RNA polymerase II-specific. Gene Ontology annotation, biological process: regulation of transcription by RNA polymerase II; gliogenesis. Gene Ontology annotation, cellular component: nucleus.
CUCACGUAAACGUGGAUUUUUACAAGAGAAAAUAAAGACGCUUUCUGGAAGUAAAAAUCAAAAAUACGUGACUUAGCGAUGUGUGAUACAUUUCUUUAAAACGACCUAGACUCCGAGCAGAAUUUUGCCUUUAAGGUGAUUUUUAAUUUUUAUGGUUGUUAUUAUCUGGAGUUGAUUCGCAUCAUGUCCAAAACCUCAGAUCAGUUUGACAUCUCAGAUUGCGUGUGCUCAUUUGGGAUGAAGCUUACUUGGGAUAUAAACGAUCCCAAGCUUCCACAGGACACCAAGCAGUAUGAUGCGUUCCAGGAGUGGACGGAUGGAUAUGUACGUUAUAUCUACAGCAGUGAAGAUAAGAAUGCACAAAGACAUCUGAGCGGAUGGGCCAUGAGAAACACCAACAACCAUAAUUGUCAGAUCUUGAAGAAGUCCUGUCUUGGUGUGGUGGUGUGUUCACGAAACUGCUCUCUCCCAGACGGGUCCAAACUUCAGCUGAGACCGGCCAUCUGUGACAAAGCACGACAGAAACAACAAAAAAAGCUUUGUCCAAACUGUAACUCAGCUCUCGAGUUGAUUCCAUGCCGAGGUCACAGUGGCUAUCCAGUAACCAAUUUUUGGAGAGUAGAUGGGAAGGCAGUUUUUUUCCAGGCUAAAGGAGUACAUGACCACCCCAGACCAGAGAGUAAGUCUGAAACAGAAGCAAGAAGGAGUGCAGUGAAGAGACGGAUGUCUUCACCUCACUUUUCACAGAAAAGAAGACUUGUGGAGCAAGAGCCUGGAUGUUACCAUGACAUGGCCUUUCCAAAUAUCCACCAGCUCACCAUGGAGGGCCCAGAGCGCUUCAGCAUCAUUGCAGAGUCCAACUUCCCAAUACAGACCCAACACUAUCCUCCUUUCCAGAACACAGAGCCCUACAAGUUCUCUUAUGACACACACACAACAGCACCCAUGGCAGAUGCUCCAAGCUCACUGCAGAAGCCUGCCAACCACCGUCUGUAUAUGACCUGCACUCCUUGUGGGUAUGACUUUGCAGUCCCUGGAUACCUUGGCUCAGGGCCUUAUCCAACAGCACUGUAUAAGGAUCCUUCUAGCCAACAAACUGAGACAGAACCCAGUAAGUGCGGGAGCAGUCUGAGUGGCAUGCCUCAUGGCACGAGUCCAUUAGGCAGCCAUGAGCGGAGUUAUGCAGAAAGUACAGGAAAGCAUCAUGGCUGGAAGCAAAUUCUUAGUAAAGGUGCCUAUGGGGAUAGAGGAGACUACUCUCAACUGCCAACCAACACCAACCACCACUACUACAACAGUGAUUACCCAUGUAGGUACACUGGACCAGCCCCUACCACCCCGGCAGCAUUGCAGACUAUAAUAACCACAACCACAAAAGUAUCCUACCAGCCAUGCCCCAAGCCAUCUGUUGUAAAAUAUGGAGAGAAUAUCUAUGAUGUGAAAGGCCUGUCUAACUGUAAUUCAAUCUUGGAAGACGCCUCUUCCAACUCUUACUCAGACCUGAAGAUUCCAGAGGAUUCGGGAGUGAUCAAAUCUGCCCUCUCAUACCAGGACACACUCCCAGCUAAAACUGAGAGGUCUGAAAACUUUGAGGGCUAUCGCUACAGCAGUUACAGUUCAAACAGUUACCCUGAACGAAUGUCACAUCCUUUUAGGUAUGAUAGCGGAGAAUACUGAGGGACUGCUGAAAGACCAGACAGGGUAUAAAAAACAAAACAAACAAAGCAAAAAACAAACAAACAUAGAAACGUGUUGUUAUUUAUAUUCAGUAUUUUAGCUGUUUUAAUGUCUUUAGUUUUAAAGUGAUGGUAGAUUUGUGUGUAAUCUUUUGAUUCAUAUUGAUUAAAUAGACU